GUCAACAACAUCCCCUCCUGAAGACACGCUCACCACACUAAGAGUGGGGAAUCAUUUUGAGACCUAGCAUCAUUUAAACCUCCUUCCAAGACACAAAAGCCAGUUUAGAAGAGAAAAAUGAAGACAGGACAUUGUGAAGUGGUCACCGUGCUGCUGGCAGCCAUGAUUCUAAUGGACGUCUUCCAGGUGAAGGCUCAAGUGCUAGACAUGGCAGAUGAUGCGUUCGACGAUGAAUACCAGAAGUGUACUGACAAGAUGGAAAUCAAAUACGUUCCCCAGCUGCUCAAGGAGGAAAAGGCUAACCAGCAGCUCCUAGAAAGUGUGUGGGAAAAUGCAAGAGUCAAGUGGGAAGCCCGGAAGACUCGGGUCCUUCUUCCUGUGAAUUUCAGGGAUAACCAUGGGAUAGCCCUGAUGGCGUAUCUUUCUGAAGCUCAAGAGCAAACUCCCUUUUACCAUCUGUUCAGCAAAGCUGUGGAUAUGGCUGGCCAGUCCCGAAAAGACUAUAUCUAUGGCUUCCAGUUCAAAGCUUUUCAUUUUUACCUGACGAGAGCCCUGCAGUUGCUGAGAAGACCUUGUGAGCAGAGUUACAAACACGUGGUGUAUUCCAGCCGGGACACUUCGUUUACAUUUGGAGGGCUAAACCAAGCCAGGCUUGGCCGUUUCACUUUGGCAUAUUCAACCAAACCGCAGGCUGCCACUGACCACAGUGUGUUGACCAUCAACACAUGCUUUGGAAUUGAUGUUGAAAAGCUUGUUGAUCACAAAAGUGAGAAAACUGUUUUAAUACCGAUGAAUGAGAUUUUUCAAGUGUCACAGGGCGAGACUAGCAGUAACCUCAUCCUUCAAAGCACAAACAAGAGCUGCAGCCAUUACGAGUGUGCAUUUCUAGGUGGACUAAAAACUGAAAAUUGUGUGGAGAACCCAGAAUAUUUGCAGCCCACCUAUGUCUACGUCCCUGGUGAUGAAAACCAGAAGUUUGAAGACCCUGAUGCAGAAACCCAGGAGCCCACCCAAGCACGUGGAGUGAAAAUUCCAGACCCUUUUCUGCUUCCUGGAAUAAAAGUGGUGCAACCAGAUGAAAAACCAGAAGAAAGAAGUCUUGGAAAUAUCCACAAUCCUACACCAGGUCCGGUUCCUGUUCCAGGUCCCAAAACCUAUCCUUCUGCAUCCUCUGGCAAAAUGCUCCUCCCACCACUUGGGACAUUCAUCGUUUUCAUCAGUGCUUUUGCUGUAAAACUCUUCGGCCUUCUGUAAUUUGAUACAUUCUUUAUCUCUCGUGUUCUGUACUUGAAAUGUGCUAUAGGGAUCCCACAGGAUAUCAAAAGAAAUAGUAUAUUUUUUACUCGUUGGCCAAAGUCAUUUUGAUAAAGUUAGAAUUGUUAUUUGUUAAUAAGCAUUUUGCCAAUUUAGAAAGCUGACCUAGAUGUCAUAGAAUUAACUUUUUGCUUAUUUCCUAUAUUAAUUUUCCGAUAAACUGUGUAUCUGACUCAAUUCAAUAAAAGACUUUAGAUAUAAUUUCA
This is a messenger RNA of Lepus europaeus (European hare), 1520 nucleotides long. It is a transcript of the gene ART3, whose product is annotated as ADP-ribosyltransferase 3 (inactive). Bases 118 to 1254 code for a protein of 378 amino acids. NCBI's taxonomy places the organism in Eukaryota, Metazoa, Chordata, Mammalia, Lagomorpha, Leporidae. The record is from RefSeq and is a predicted model, not a curated record. Gene Ontology annotation, molecular function: NAD+ poly-ADP-ribosyltransferase activity; NAD+-protein-arginine ADP-ribosyltransferase activity. The transcript has 11 exons.